UUGCCAUGCGCCUUGGCCCACUCUACUAGCUAGCUAAAUUGCUCUGACGAACCACGACGAGACGAUAGCCACGAAUGGCUUCCACCGCUCUCCUCUCAGCUCCUCCGGCAGCAGCGCCGGCUGCGUCCGUUCCAGCUCCUAAGCAGCGCGUAGCCACGGUGCAUGUGGCUGCGGUGCCCCUGAGGGCCGCCAAAGGCCCUGCCCAGACGCUGCUGUCCGCCGCCUACUCUGUGGGCGUCUGGCAGCUGCAGCACUUCGUCGUCAUCAUCCGGCCAGAUCCAUCUCAGUCCCAGGUGGUUGCCUUUGAUUUUCAGCCUCAAGAUCCCGAGAACUUCUAUGCAUUACUAGCUGUCUUAACUCAGAAGCACAUGCCCGGAGUUGUUCUAAGAAGGAGCUUGCGAAGAUUACCCAACACGAGGUGCUGGUUUAUUGGAUUCGCUGACUCUGAUGAUGCUGUAGAUGAGGCUGACAGAUUCAGUAAAAGCUGGUCGACUGAGCUGAUUGUUGGAGAGCACGACUGUCGCCAUUUUGCAAACGGAUUGGUUGAAUGCCUGACCGGCGAGCGACAUGUUUUGAGCUAUCUUCAAACAAUCUCCCAGUAGAUGAAUGAACCUGUGAAUGCUGGAGAAGAAAAAAGGUACAUCCAUGCUCAGAAGCAUUUGCCACUUCUUACCGCUUGUAUGAUCUUUUGAGUUGCAUAUAUACAAGUGUUAUUAGAUGUUUCAUGUGUUCUGUGCUUCACCUAAUCCAGAAAAAUUCUUAUAUGUUCUUGAAACUA
Messenger RNA from Zingiber officinale, 778 nucleotides. RefSeq lists its product as uncharacterized. The record is from RefSeq and is a predicted model, not a curated record. Lineage: Eukaryota; Viridiplantae; Streptophyta; Magnoliopsida; Zingiberales; Zingiberaceae. The coding region runs from base 75 to 602 and encodes 175 amino acids. The transcript is spliced from 4 exons.